Messenger RNA from Aspergillus mulundensis, 1662 nucleotides. RefSeq lists its product as uncharacterized. The coding region runs from base 1 to 1662 and encodes 553 amino acids. The transcript has a single exon. Lineage: Eukaryota; Fungi; Ascomycota; Eurotiomycetes; Eurotiales; Aspergillaceae. The record is from RefSeq and is a predicted model, not a curated record.
AUGAAUCAAGUCACCACCGGCCGCUUGUUCCUCCUGUUCAUCCAACGCCUAGCCGUCCUCGAGGGAGUCCUCGCCACUCUCAUGAACAAAUACAUCAUGCAAUCCUUCCUGAGCUUCUUCCCGCAGGUAUCGGAAGAUAGUCCCAAGGACAGGGAUACAGCUGACGCUGACCGCACAGCAGACGACUGGUUCGAUCUUUGCGAACCGGAACCCAUCUCCGACGAGCCCGAAUCAGCAUCCACGUUUGCUGACAGCUUCUUAGACGGAGACCGCCUAGAGCGUCUCAUGGAGAUCGACGACGUCGACGAGAUCUGGUACGAAUCAAAGACCCACGUGCGCUUCGUCUCGGAGCCGCCUCGAACGUUUGAAUCAAAGAGCCACGUGCAGCUCGUCUCGGAGCCGCCACGCUCGGAGCCUUCCCUCGCCGCGCCAAACAAACCACUGCCCGCAUUGCCAGUGGCGCCUCAAUCGACGGCCCAGCGCCAGGCAGCCAUGCCUUUCCAGCCACGGAACCUCAGCAUGUUCGACUCUGUAUUUCGCAAGCGAUCGCUCUCAUGGCAUCAGGCCAACGGCUACAUGGCCCCUCCAAAGCUAGCACCGAUCACCUGGGAAACCUCAGUAGACGAUGAAGUGUGCAUUGAAGGCAGGGGGCCGUUCUGGGAAGGUAAGGGCAUCAACUCCAAUAUCCAGGGGUACAAAAAUAGCCAAGCCGAGAGCGCUGCACUUCUGGACCCUCCCGCAAUCAAGGAAAGGAGUGCAGCCUGGGAGGCAGAACUCAAACUAUUCAGUAAGUCACAUGAGACCAGGCAUGCGGAUGACGAGAUCACACUGCUUGAGAAGAAGCUUAAAUGGGCUGAAGCUGAGGCUGAGAUGUACCGCGACCAUGUUAAAAACGCUGACCUGGAUGUCAAGGACAUGGAGGAGCAGUUGCAGCAGGAACACACCGAUCUGUUGGCUUGCCGCGAGCGUAUCGCGCGACUCGAGAAGAAGGUCAAACGCGUCGAAGCUGAGGCUGACAUGUACUACGACCAGGUUAUCACCGCUGACCAGGAUCUCAAGCACAUGAAGGAGCAGUUGCAGCAGGAACACAUCGACCUGUCAGCUUGCCGCGAACGUAUCGAGUACUUUGAGAUAGUGCAGGGGCAGUGGAAGAAAGACCACGCCGAGCUGAUGGAAGCCCGGGUGGAUAUGAAGCAGCUCAAGCGGGAUCUGUGGGUGAGUAACGAGCGCAUCGCGAACUUUGAAGAACGGAGCCAGCAGCGGAAGAAAGAUUACGCUGAGCUCAAGGAAUUCAGGCAGCAUAUCCAGGACCUCGAAGAGGAAAACCGGGAACUGCGAACUUGUCACGACCGUAUUGCGAUCAUUGAAGACUUGCAAGACGAGUGGAAGAAGGAUUGCGCCGAACUGUCAGUUUCCCGCGAGCGCAUUGCGGACUUCGAAAAGCGUCAAGAGCAGUGGGUACAAGACCACGCUGAGCUAGAAAAGGCCCGUGAGUAUAUCAAGGAGCUCGAAGCAAAGGCGACUGGGUCCAAGUGCUUGGAAAAGCGCAAGUUCCAGCUUGAGAUUCCCCCGCGCACCGCACGAUCCAAGUUUAACGACAAAGAUUAUGCCCGGCGGCGGGGUUCGUAUGAUGAGUUCUGGGCGAUCCAGCAACCACGUUGA